Messenger RNA from Onthophagus taurus, 1325 nucleotides. It is a transcript of the gene Dph5, whose product is annotated as diphthine methyl ester synthase. Gene Ontology annotation, molecular function: diphthine synthase activity. Gene Ontology annotation, biological process: protein histidyl modification to diphthamide. The record is from RefSeq and is a predicted model, not a curated record. Lineage: Eukaryota; Metazoa; Arthropoda; Insecta; Coleoptera; Scarabaeidae.
UCUUAAAGAUAUGCAUUUUGAGUUGCCUAAUAACAGAAAUGUCAAGCACAUGUUACAUGUUUACACAUAAACGUUCAAAACAAGAAAAUGUUUUAUAUUAUUGGUUUAGGAUUAGGUGAUUGCAAAGAUAUAACAGUAAAAGGACUUGAAAUAGUAAAAAAAUGUAAAAAAGUCUUUCUAGAAGCUUAUACAUCAAUUUUAACUCAUGGAAAAGAAGAAUUGGAAAGUUUUUAUGGUCGUGAAUUAAUAAUUGCCGAUAGGGAUCUUGUAGAACAAGGUGCUGAUGUUAUCUUAAGUGAUGCAGCAACCGAAGAUGUAGCCUUAUUAGUGGUUGGUGAUCCAUUUGGGGCUACCACCCAUACUGACCUUGUUUUAAGAGCUAAAGAAAAAGGAAUUGAAGUUCAAGUUAUUCAUAAUGCUUCAAUUUUAACAGCUGUUGGUUGUUGUGGUUUACAAUUGUAUAGUUUUGGGGAAACUGUUUCAAUUCCAUUUUGGACUGAUACUUGGAAACCUGAUAGUUUUUUUGAUAAAAUCGUAUCAAAUUAUAACCAUCAAUUACAUACAUUGUGUUUAUUAGAUAUUAAAGUUAAAGAACCUACGUUGGAAAGUUUAACAAAGAAAAAAAUUGAGUAUAUGCCACCAAAGUUUAUGAGUGUAAAAGAGGCUUCACAACAAUUAUUAGAAAUUUUACUUGAAAAGGGGGAAAGUUGUAUCAAUGCUGAUAGUUUAUGUGUUGGUUUAUCAAGGGUUGGUGCUAAUGAUCAGAAAAUUGCUGUUACUAGUUUGAAGAAAAUGGCUGAGUAUGAUUUGGGAAAUCCUUUGCAUUCUUUAAUCAUUAUUGGACCACAUCUUCAUCCUUUAGAAAUUGAAUAUUUAGAACAAUUUAAACUUAAUUGUUAAUGUUAUUGAUGUUUUUUUAUAAAGAGGCUAAAAAAUUAAAUUUUUACUUUCUUGCAAAGUAAAGUGCAACAAUUUGACUUUGAGAUUUGAAUGAAUCUUUUGUAUGUUAAGGAGCCCUAAAUUCAUUUUGACAUUUUUAGCUUUAUGCUUGUAUAUUGUUACACCAGGGUUGGUUUAUUCAAAAUAAAGCUAAUCUUCUUAUUAUUCACAGGAAUUGCAGGUUUACAGUGUUAUUCAAAGACGCACAGCUUAACCUGAAAGUUUCUAGGUCUUAGGUCUAGAACUAACACUAGUUUUAGUUUAGUUAACACCGGCUGUGAAAGCAUUUGUGCUUAUGUAAUUUUCAAUUGGGUAAUAUAUAGUUCAUUAUGUUUAUUGAGUGGUCAUUAACUGAAAAUAUAAUAGCAUGUUUCACAAAAAAACAC